AAUUAUUUCAUGACUUAAAAUUAUUAUUUUAGGCAAAUUCAAGCAAGUAAAUUAUUAUCGGACAAUCAUUAUCUUAAUAAAUAUCCAAGACUAUAUGAUUCAACAUUUACAGGGGUGGCUCAGGAACAUUUGAAAACUAUAACUUCGACAGAGAUUAUGGCGGAGAUUUCAGGUACCUCUAAGUUGACCUUCCUACAGCGCCUGCGCGGGUUAGGAUCUAGUUCUUCCUCAUGACAGUUUUCAACUACCUCAUCUUAAUCUUACAUAUAUUUAUUAAAAGAAAAGUUUGCUAAAUAUUCAAUAUUUAAAGGGAAGGAUUUCAAAUUAUUCAUAAAGUUGUUAAAAUUAUCAUCAUUGAUUGGAAAGAUAAACAAAUUAUCCAUUAUUUAUGGAAAAAGUACGCAAAUUAUUCAUCAAUUAAAAAAAACUUUAAAAAAUUAUCUAAGUUUAAGAAAAAGUACGCAAACUCUACUGAAUUCUCGUUGUUCUAUUUGUGAAUUUCAGAUUGUGCAAUGAUAAUGUUAAAGUCCUGUUUGUCCGGGGGAAUCCUGGGAAAUCUAUCAUACUCGAGAUACAGUUUUCUACUGAGAGAACAGCCUGGCCUUUUCAGAACAUUCUUCGGUCCGAGUAAGCGACCGAAGCGCCCUCAGACCACUGCGGAGAAAAAUAAAACGACACUUCUCUACCUAAGUUCAGCAGUGAUCGCAACUGUGGGAGCUAGUUAUGCAGCUGUUCCUUUAUACAGGGUGUUUUGCCAGUCCACUGGUUAUGGUGGUACCGUUGUAGAGGGUCAUGAUGCUGAGAAGGUUGUGUGUAUGCAGAAACAAGAGAAUAGAUUACUUACAAUUAAAUUCAACGCUGACACUGCAGCACAGAUGCGCUGGAACUUUAGACCUCAACAGUCAGUUGUUCAUGUGCACCCAGGGGAAACAGCAUUAGCCUUCUAUACUGCUAAAAAUCCAACAGAAAAACCUAUUGAUGGAGUAUCUACGUACAACGUUGUUCCUUUCGAGGCUGGUCAGUACUUUAACAAAAUUCAAUGUUUUUGUUUCGAGGAGCAGAGACUUAAUCCAGGAGAAGAGGUGGAUAUGCCGGUUUUCUUCUAUAUUGAUCCUGACUAUGUAAAUGAUCCUUUCCUGCAGAACUCGAACGAGAUCACCCUUUCUUAUACAUUCUUCGAGUCCAAACCCGGGAUGAAACUUCCCACCUUCAAUCCUGGUGUCAGGAAAUAAUCUUCAAGGAAAACGCGUGAAUUAAAAUUUUGAAGAAAUGCGCGAGAAUAUGGCGGAGAUACUGAUUCGCGGCAUUUGUCAACAUAUGCACUCUCCUCGUGAAUUUGCAACAUGCAGAAGUAUACACAACAAUCUUGAAAUAAAAAAAAUGAUGUCAAAAAUAAACUCCUUAGUUUACGUGUACGUUUACAUUUUAAUGAAACAUACAAAUUAUAUAUUCAGAA
This is a messenger RNA of Eurytemora carolleeae, 1456 nucleotides long. RefSeq names its product cytochrome c oxidase assembly protein COX11, mitochondrial (gene Cox11). Gene Ontology annotation, cellular component: mitochondrial inner membrane. Bases 513 to 1232 code for a protein of 239 amino acids. Gene Ontology annotation, molecular function: copper ion binding. The record is from RefSeq and is a predicted model, not a curated record. Lineage: Eukaryota; Metazoa; Arthropoda; Copepoda; Calanoida; Temoridae. The transcript is spliced from 9 exons.